GAUAUUCGGUCAACAGAUGACGCGAGGCACUGUUGGCAGUUAUUGAAGUAACUGCAGCAUCAGAUGAGCGGUUAUCACAGUAACCGUUAUUUCUCAGUAACCGGUUAUUUGUAUCAGCUACGUUAUUUUUUGCCACCCGUAGAUGCUCCAUACCAACAGGCUGGAACUUCGAGUGCUAGCAACUUGCAAGGCAUAAUAGUCGCAGGAGAAGCGCCCGAGUCGGACGAGGAACGCGAGGAACCUGGUAGUGUGAGCAGCAUCAGUAGUGCUGCAAGUGUUUCUUCAGAAACUUCGCUGACAACAAAUGUGAAAAAAGGCUAUAAGGGAAAGAAAUCGGAAAGCAAAUACAGCUCAUUGCUGCAUAAAAAAUUGCGUGAACGUAACAUUUCACUCUAUAAGAAUAUAUCAGAGUUUGCAUACAGCACUCUCACAAGUGCAGGCAGAGAUCUGAACUUGACAAACCAACAACUUCUCAGAUCGCAGGUACAACUUCAAGAAGCAGCUACAUCUCUUCACAUAUUACAGUCACAUCUCACUCAGCUGCAUACUAAAAUAGCAGCAGUAAGCACUUCUGCCUUUAUACCUCAAAUUUACGUGCAGCAGUGUGAACAGGAAUAACUAUGAUGAAAUAACAGUUUACCAAGAGUUUUCCUAAAACAGGUGUUGGGUUAUGCAUUGCCAAUCGAAGAUCCUGGUAUCCAGUGUGACGCAAAUGUGAUUUCUUUUUGGUGGGAGCUAAUAUCGUGACAUGAUGAAGGUGAUGACAAUUUUCUCGUCUGGACUAGACUGCUGAAAAGAGUUGGACUUAGUACUAUUCUUACAUUGGGCCUAAAAGAUUCUAAUUCUAAAAGUUUACUUAGUAUAUGGUACCCACCAUCAAAUUUGUUAUGUGAUGUGGAACAAAUCCAUUCAGCCACCCAAGGACAAUUGAAGGUGAUUAUGUAGAAAAGUGAAUAUUGGUAAUUAAAGAUCACAUUCUAAGGAUUA
Messenger RNA from Schistocerca serialis cubense, 987 nucleotides. It is a transcript of the gene Blos3, whose product is annotated as biogenesis of lysosome-related organelles complex 1 subunit 3. The transcript is spliced from 5 exons. The coding region runs from base 64 to 618 and encodes 184 amino acids. Gene Ontology annotation, cellular component: BLOC-1 complex. The record is from RefSeq and is a predicted model, not a curated record. Lineage: Eukaryota; Metazoa; Arthropoda; Insecta; Orthoptera; Acrididae.